Bursaphelenchus okinawaensis is the source of this 3656-nucleotide messenger RNA. Lineage: Eukaryota; Metazoa; Nematoda; Chromadorea; Rhabditida; Aphelenchoididae. The record is from the annotation of a GenBank genome assembly.
AUGGCGUCAUUGUCGAAGCAAAUGGCGGCUAUGAAGGUGGAUAGAAAGAAGGUGUCUGGUAAAAGCACCGUCUUUGAAAUGUCGUUGAAGCCAGGAAACAAAGUUUACCGUUACGAUGUGGAAAUCACUUUAAAAAGAAGGACUCUUGACAAGGUCCUGACAAAACAGAGUGAUCCGUAAGUUUUUUUUUCGUACGAUUUCGACUUUUAGGGUUCUAAGCUUGGCUUUUAUGGUUUUAACAAAAUAAUAUUUUUUUGAUUUAAAUAUUAUGUUUAUUAUAUAAAAUCAGAAUUUAUUAAAUAGGUAGUAUGAUGUUUAACAAAAUUGAACUUACUGAUUUAAACUAUUUUAGAGGAUUGAAAAUCUAUCAAAGAGGCAUCUGUUACGAAGUCAUUGAAUACCUUCACAGACAGAACAAGAUUUCAAAAUACGUGUAUGAUGGGAAGCGGAUGCUGUUUUUGUUGAGUUCUCUAAACAAGAACGUUGUAAGUGUUUCAAAUUGUUUUGUUGUGUUUUUAGACUAGAAACUACCUUAAUUCUUUGGAUUUUUGAUUUGUUUGUUAUCAAAUGUUGACUAAGUUAUAUGUUUAGACAGAAACGAUCAAUUCGACAUUGUUGAGUCCUGAUACAAGUGCAUACUGCCGAAAACAAGACCUAGUUGUGGAAAUCAUCCCAAACGCAAGGGUUCCAGUUUUCAACUUUACUGAUCUGACAACCUCUAUCUCGGAUUCAGUGCGGGAACAAGCUGAUCAUUCAGCUCGUCAGUUUUUGGAAGUUUUGACAAGUCAAUAUCUUGUUAAUACGUGAGUUUUUGGGCUUUAUUUUUUUGUAUUGAAAGCUAUGUUUGGUAAUUACAUAAUUCUUCGUUUUAGUGGAAAUUAUGAUAUCAUCUCAUCUGGAAGUUUGUUCAACACUGAAACCUAUGAGAUGGUUCCAGGAAUGCAGCUCAGAGUUGGUUUGAGUAAAGGGGUCCGGGUCACGGAGCACAAUGGAAAACUUCGUCCGUUGUUGGUUGCUGACAGUAAGUUUAUGAUGUAUUUUCUGUUAGGAUGCUUUAGAUAUUAGUGUAUCGUUAAGGGAUUAAAACAUCUUUACAAUGUAUUUUUUAUGUAAAAGUCAUUAUUUUUAUAAGUAUGAUUUUCUGAUUGUCAACUUGCCAUGUCUUAUUAUAAUUCUUUUCUUAAUUGAAUUGAUUUCAGUGAGAAGAACAGCUUUCAUUGCUACGAAGAACAUGUUGCAGCUUUAUAAGGAAUUUCGAAACAAUAACAACGAGUUCACCAAAUUCUUCCGGGGUGUACGAUGCUUUGGAACACAUCGUGCAGGAUUCAAUUUUACUGUUAUUGGUCUCACGCAUCAUGUAAUUUCAAAUCCUGAGUGUAAUUUGGAAAAAGGAUUGACCAUUCCACAAUACUACAAACAAACAUACAAUGUUGAUUUGACGCCAAACGUGGUCGGGUUGAUUGCAGAACUGCCGAAGAUCGAAGGCAAACAUGUGGUCAUUCCACUUGAUUUAGCUGUACCAUUAUCUGGCCAACUAGUGCCUGCAGAAAAAAUAAACGAACAAGCUAUCAGGAAGUUGGUUUCGGUAGGUUUUAUUACGUUAAAAGGGUUUAUUUUCGUAAAUUGUGUAAAUCGGUGUUUUUGUACACAUUUGUUAUUUUUGAAUUAGUUUUGACAUAAGCUGUAGUAGUAUUUGUUGAAACGUUUUUGUUUCUGACUUUUUUAUUUUUUUGAGUAUACAAAACUUGCGGUUUUAUGUCUCAAACUAAAGACUUGUUGUUUUAGGAGAACUCUGUCAACCCAGACAUCCGUUACCAAUUUGUCUUGAAGCAAGUCAACGAAAUUGCCAAUGGAAAUGGAGGCAAGUUCUUGAACGAUUUCGGCGUCACUGUGAAUACAUCAAGCAAUGACAUUGACAUUUUCCAACGACAAGGUUUAACGCUCAUGGCUGGCGCAAACAGAACCAUCAGACCUAUGCCAAAUGGUUCUUUCAUGAAUGAUGCUACUGGCAUGAAGUUGUACCAAACUGCAAACAAGUUGACGAAGUGGUGGGUCAUUGGUGACAUACGGGCUACGAAUGACCGGCAAGUAAAGUAAGUUUGUAAUGAGUUUUUGUUUUCUUAAGUUUUUUUUGAGGAUGACAAAGAUAAGACAACUUAAUUUUGUUUUUCAGAGAAUACAUGGGUUACUUGAUGAAAACUGCAGCAGCUGCUGGAUUGAACUUGCCACAACCAGCGUUGGUACAACUGAUCGAGUUUGACCAAUUGGAAGUUGUCUUCCAAAAAGCGGCCGCUCAGGGUGUCUUGUAUAUCUUCUACAUUGAUGAAAGCCGUACUAAGUCUCACUCCAAACUGAAGCUGUUUGAAGCCUACUACAAGGUUCUGACUCAGCAAGUCAUCACCAAGAACCUGGAAAACAAACCACAGACGUUGAAGAAUGUGGUCAUGAAGAUCAAUGCCAAAACGUUUGGUGUCAACUACAUGCCAGUGUUCCCAGCUACCCUGAAGGCUUAUGAUCUCAAUUUGAACAAGGAUCUCAUGGUUAUUGGUUACGAUGUUGCCCAUCCAGCACCAGCCUCGCCUCAGGAGAAAAAGAACGCGGCCAAAGAGAAAUCAUUGAAUCCAUUUGAUGCUGAAUGUGAACGAGGACCUUUGAAGUCGUUGACUCCGUCUGUUGUUGGGCUUUGUGCCAAUGCUGGGCCAAACCCGUUGAUCUUUGGUGGUGAUUUCUUCUACCAAGUAAGUUUAUAUUUUAUUCUUAGUUGGUAUUGACCAAUAUCGAAAAAAGGUUUAAAGUCAUCUUUAUAUUAAUAUUUAUAAUUACCAUAUAUUUAUAGGAGUCUAGAAGAGAGAACGUUGAGAACGACAAGCUGCGCAAGCACGUUUCCUUCUUUGCUGAGCGAGCAAAGAAGGUUGGUCGCCAAAUCAAACGGGUUUUGAUAGUAAGAGAUGGUAUCUCGGAAGGGCAAUUGGAAUACGCCGUCAAGAAUGAACUGCCAGCCAUCAAGAAGGCUUUCAGUGACGCCUUUGGCCCUCAAUCCAACAUCAAGUUCACCUUUGUUGUGGCCACCAAGAUGCACAACAAGAGAUUCUAUGAGUUUGUCAAUGGGCAGAUCCAGAACACCAAAGUUGGUGAUGUCAUUGAUUCGAAGGUGGUCAGAACCGACAUUACCGAGUUCUACCUGCAAUCUCAUCAUCCUCUGAAGGUGGGUUUUUGAAUAUUUUGAGUUUUUAUGGCGUAAUAAUUUUGUUUAUAUCUUUUCCCUUACUUUACGUGAAGGUUAUGACAUUUGAUUAAUUUAUGUGCUUUAUGAUAACAAUUUUUAUUUCCAGGGAGUACCAAAGAUGACCCAAUACUGCAACAUCGCCAAUGAAUUGCAGUUGACUAACGACCAACUCCAAGGUUUGAUGCAGAUCUUGUCUUCGAUGCAUCAAGUCUGUGCUUGCCCAACCUCAUUGCCAUUGCCUGUUUACAUGGCUCACGAACUCGCCAAGAGAGGAAACGACAUCUACAAAGCCUACAACCUCCUGCCAGAAGAUCAUGAAAUCAAGAGGAAGGUCGCCGCUGGCUUAGGGCCAUUGAAGGACUUCACAGCCGUUACCAACCACUUAGGGUACGCCGGGCAUCCACUCUCCAGCACGCGAUUUAACGCUUAG